Pseudovirgaria hyperparasitica is the source of this 1274-nucleotide messenger RNA. RefSeq lists its product as uncharacterized. The record is from RefSeq and is a predicted model, not a curated record. Gene Ontology annotation, biological process: cilium assembly. The coding region runs from base 295 to 1011 and encodes 238 amino acids. The transcript has a single exon. Lineage: Eukaryota; Fungi; Ascomycota; Dothideomycetes; Acrospermales; Acrospermaceae.
CUUAUUCUACACACGUCAAAUUUGGCAUAGGCGGAAAUCACAGGACCGCGGCUCUCAUCGGCUCACCGUGCCACACCUUAACAACUCCCUCCCGCUCCGAACCGUGUAUUCCAUCGCGUUUUACACCACUGCUCUCGAACCAACACGCGAAUCGGACUUGUCAGCCAGGGAUCAUGAUUCCCUCCGCUAAGUUUCAGUGUCUGCUUACCUGCAUAUCUACAAUAGAGCUCUCAAGUCCGCCAUGACUGUCACCGGAACGCAGUGAUCACUCUCUCCAAUACCACAUCGAUCACCAUGAUGCCCUCAAUCGACCUCACAUCCAAUGACGCCCGCGUCCUCACAGCCCUAUUUGACCCCGAAUCCUCACCAAACUCAACCCCCAAAACAGACGCCUCCCUUCCUCCCUACCCAUCCAUCGCCUCUUCCACCCUCUCCACUCUGCGCGCCCUCGAAGCAAGCGCAAUCCGGCCGCUGAACGUCCCUCACCCUUCUGCACACGCGAUACAAACCGCAAUAUCUGCCCUUACCGACAUCAUAAACCAGGAACCGACAUAUGCCUCUGCAUACGCGAACCGCGCACAAGCCCGACGUCUCGCGCUCUGCGACCCCUUGUUCGCCCAUGAGAACGCAACAGAGGUGGAGGCGCUCUUCGCAGACCUGGACGCGUGUAUAACACAUGCUUCGCCUGCGUCUCCUAUAUCGCCAGUGUCGCCGCACCAAGUCCGGCUGCUCGCGGCAGCACAUACACACCGGGGAUACCUUCUUAUGAAAGCGGCGACAGCGGCGCAGGAAAGUGCCCUGCUCGUUGGGCCGGUGCGUGCGCGGACGAAGGACGAGUUGGAAGAGCAGGCCAGCAGGGAAUUCUUUCUCGGGGGCAGAUAUGGAGAUCGCACGGCGAGAGAGAUGAGUGUGCGGACAAAUCCGUAUGCGAAGAUGUGCGGAGCGAUUGUGAAGGAGGCAAUGAAGAAAGAGCGGGAGGAGUUCAUGGGGUUAAACCAAGGGAUGCAUUAGGGAGCGCAUAUGAAGAUACUGUGGCAUUGAAUGGCAUUGAAUCGCGUUGAAGGCACACAAAAAAGAUUGCAUCCCGCGAGAAAAGGUUACGAGAAUGCUCACCUACGCUGUCUCUCGCCCUGUACCCGCCUUGUACCUAUCAAGCGCCCGUUUCCGACAUGUUGCAUGGUCCACAAUCAUCUUCGGGUAUCCACCCUUCCUUGCCGUAUCCGCCGCUCCUCUGCCAUAUGGAUCAUGGAUCGCCUUCCCUUUAACGUGCUUGA